AUGUUCUCCAAAAUCGUAGCUUUGAGCGCCAUCUUGGCCGUCUCCGCGGCUGGUCUCCUGCCGGAGCCGCACUACUCCUCCGCCGCGGCCGUGUCCUCCCAGAGCAUCGUGCGCCACGACCAGCCCCAGACCUACGCCACCAAGCUGGUGGCCGCGCCCGUCGCCAAAGUGGCCGUAGCCGCCCCCGUGUACCACGCCGCCCCCGCCGUCGCCUACCACGCCGCCCCCGCCCACUACUCGUCCGCCGACGCCGUGUCCUCCCAGAGCAUCGUGCGUCAUGACCAGCAGCCCUCGGCCAAGCUCGUAGCCGCCGCCCCCGUGUACCACGCGCCCGCCCAGAUUAUUAUUUGGCUCGCCUACGCACACAGCACGACCUGCCCGCACCACGGUCGGACGCCGAAUGCCCCCACCGCCGACUAG
This is a messenger RNA of Ostrinia furnacalis (Asian corn borer), 420 nucleotides long. RefSeq lists its product as uncharacterized. The transcript is spliced from 3 exons. NCBI's taxonomy places the organism in Eukaryota, Metazoa, Arthropoda, Insecta, Lepidoptera, Crambidae. The record is from RefSeq and is a predicted model, not a curated record. Bases 1 to 420 code for a protein of 139 amino acids.